This is a messenger RNA of Pectinophora gossypiella (pink bollworm), 2576 nucleotides long. RefSeq names its product probable ATP-dependent RNA helicase DDX23. Gene Ontology annotation, biological process: mRNA splicing, via spliceosome. NCBI's taxonomy places the organism in Eukaryota, Metazoa, Arthropoda, Insecta, Lepidoptera, Gelechiidae. The record is from RefSeq and is a predicted model, not a curated record. Bases 96 to 2525 code for a protein of 809 amino acids. Gene Ontology annotation, cellular component: catalytic step 2 spliceosome. The transcript has a single exon. Gene Ontology annotation, molecular function: ATP binding; RNA helicase activity; RNA binding.
AAAAAAGAACGUCAAAAUCUUUUCGAGAAGCUAGAUGUGUGGUUUGUUUUUCCGUCUCUUAAGUUUAAUUUUGCACUGUAAAUCUAAAAGUAAUCAUGGCACGGGACCGUAGUCCUGAUAGACGACGGUCCCGCUCCCGUGGUCGGGAGAGAGACCGCCACGAUGAGCGGGAAUCACACCGUGAUAAAGCCAAGAGGGAGAGUCGACGAGAUAGAUCACGUAGUCCGAGAAAAGAUCGUGAAAGGCCUGAUCAGAAAGACCAAGACAGACCUCGCAGCCCUGCAAGAAAGGACAGAGACCGCGGGCGGUCGCGCAGCCCAAAGAAACGUGACGGAAAAGAGAAAGAUCGGCGUCACGAUGAUAAAGAAAAGACUAAAACUAAAAAAGAAGAAGAGAAACCGGACGAUGAUGAAUCAAAGAAAGAGGACGACCAGAAGCCUAUAAAGCGAGAGCCAUUGUCGUUAGAAGAAUUGCUUGCAAAGAAGAAGGCAGAAGAAGAGGCGAGAAGUAAGCCUGUCUUCUUAACGAAGGAACAGAGAGCUGCUUUAGCUCUAGAGAGACGUCAGAAACAAGUAGAAGAAAUGAGGGCAAAUGUUGAACGACCAACUAUAACCACAAUAGAUCUAACUGGUCCGUCAAAGAAGGAAGAAGAGAAAAAAUACAGUGAAAGGGAUAGAGAAAAGGAAAGAGACAGGGAGAGAGAACGGGAAAGAGAACGAAAAUAUGAAGAAAGGAAAGAGAGAAGGGAUGACAAAAAAGAAAAGAAUGAAGAAAUGGCAAAGACAAAAGAUAAAGAACGUGAAGAGGAAGCUAUCAAAGCUCGUUACCUGGGCAUUAUCAAGAAGAAACGCAGGGUAAGGAGGCUAAACGAUCGUAAGUUUGUCUUUGACUGGGAUGCUUCAGAGGACACAUCAAAUGAUUAUAACACUUUAUACAAAGAAAGACACCAAGUACAAUUCUUUGGCCGUGGCCACAUUGCAGGCAUUGACAUAAAGGCCCAAAAGAAAGACCACAGCAAAUUUUAUGGCAAUCUCCUUGAAAAACGCAGAACAGAACUUGAAAAAGAGCAAGAGAAGUUACGUCUUAAGAAAGUCAAAAAGAAGGAAGAUAAACAGAAGUGGGAUGACCGCCACUGGUCAGAAAAAGAUCAAGAUGAGAUGACUGAAAGAGAUUGGCGAAUCUUCCGUGAAGAUUACAACAUCACAAUCAAGGGUGGGAAAAUCCCCAAUCCAAUCAGGUCAUGGAAGGAAGCUAACUUUCAUCAAGAUAUUAUGGAAAUCAUCAAUAAAGUUGGAUACAAAAGCCCUACACCUAUUCAACGACAGGCCAUUCCUAUUGGUUUACAAAACAGAGACAUUAUUGGUGUUGCUGAAACUGGUUCUGGUAAAACUUUGGCUUUCCUUAUACCUCUGCUUACAUGGAUUCAGUCUCUACCAAAGAAUGAACGUCUGGAAGACGCAGACCAAGGACCUUACGCCAUUAUUUUGGCGCCAACUCGAGAAUUGGCGCAACAAAUUGAGGAAGAAACAAACAAAUUUGGAAUACCACUAGGAAUCACGUCAGUUGUAGUUGUUGGUGGUCUUUCCAGAGAAGAACAGGGUUUCAAAUUGAGACUGGGAUGUGAAAUCGUCAUUGCGACGCCUGGUCGUCUCAUUGAUGUGUUAGAAAAUAGAUACUUGGUCCUCAAUCGCUGUACUUAUGUUGUCCUCGACGAAGCCGAUCGUAUGAUUGACAUGGGUUUUGAGCCGGAUGUACAAAAGAUUUUAGAAUACAUGCCCGUGUCGAAUAUCAAACCUGACACGGAUGCCGCCGAAGAUGCCUCAGUUCUUUUGGCGAAUUAUAACUCCAAGAAGAAAUAUAGACAAACUGUGAUGUUUACAGCUACUAUGCCGCCGGCGGUAGAGCGUUUAGCACGAAGUUAUCUUCGUAGACCCGCCAUUGUGUACAUUGGCUCUGUUGGCAAACCUGUAGAUAGAACUGAACAGGUAGUGUUCAUGAUCGGCGAGAAUGAGAAGCGCAGGAAGUUGACAGAAAUCCUACAGCGCAAUGUCGAACCGCCGAUUAUAAUCUUCGUAAACCAGAAGAAAGGUGCAGACGUUCUUGCAAAGGGUUUGGAGAAGCUUGGAUUCAAUGCUUGUACUUUGCAUGGUGGUAAAGGGCAAGAACAGCGUGACUUCGCUUUGGCGAGUCUUAAGAAUGGUUCCAAGGACAUUUUGGUCGCGACUGAUGUCGCUGGUCGUGGUAUCGACAUCAAGGAUGUCAGUAUGGUCAUUAAUUAUGAUAUGGCGAAGACGAUUGAAGACUACACACAUCGUAUUGGUCGUACCGGACGUGCCGGGAAGACUGGUAAAGCUGUGUCGUUCGUGACCAAGGAAGACUCGGCCCUGUUCUACGACUUGAAGCAAGUUUUGCUUUCCAGCUCAGUAUCAACAUGUCCUCCAGAACUGAUGAACCAUCCAGACGCACAACACAAGCCUGGUACGGUGGUCACCAAGAAACGGCGAGAGGAAAUGAUCUUUGCCUAAAGUAAGCUUACUUGUGUGGAAUGCGAAAUAAAUGACACACAUAGAAAAAAU